Aspergillus heteromorphus CBS 117.55 is the source of this 1377-nucleotide messenger RNA. RefSeq names its product acyl-CoA thioesterase II. The transcript is spliced from 4 exons. The record is from RefSeq and is a predicted model, not a curated record. NCBI's taxonomy places the organism in Eukaryota, Fungi, Ascomycota, Eurotiomycetes, Eurotiales, Aspergillaceae. Gene Ontology annotation, cellular component: peroxisomal matrix. Gene Ontology annotation, biological process: acyl-CoA metabolic process; fatty acid catabolic process. Gene Ontology annotation, molecular function: fatty acyl-CoA hydrolase activity. Bases 67 to 1164 code for a protein of 365 amino acids.
GACUCUCCCUCGCUGGAAUCUCCUCUUGGGCGCCAGACUCGAAUCUUCCUCACAGCAGACCUCGAGAUGGCCAACUCUGCGACUCUUUUCGCUCCUCCGCCUCUGGAUUCCUCCAAGGCGCCAAUUGAGAAUGUGUUGGAGUUAACUCCGGUGGAAGACGUGGGGAAAGAUGUCUUUACCAAUACGCGACCCCUUUGGCACCCUCCCGGAGCGCGAGGCAUCUAUGGCGGCGCCGCGAUCGCCCAGUCGCUCGCCGCCGCGAUGCGAACCGUCCCCGCCGACUUCGCCGUCCACAGCAUGCACUGUUACUUCGUCCUCGCCGGUGACUCCGCCAUUCCCAUCCUGUACCACGUGGAACGGGUACGCGACGGAAGAAGCUUUAUCACACGGACGGUACAAGCCAGGCAACGCGGCCGACCCAUCUUUACCACGACCUUGAGCUUCAGCAAGGCCAAUAGCGGUGGCAAGAAGAAGCUCGAGCAUGCAUCAUCCAUGCCGUCUGUCGCACUGCCGGAGGAGCCCUUGCCGGGGUCCAAACGCACGUUCGAUGAAUCGGGCGGUGGGCCGUUUGAGACGAAGAAAGCAGGGAUUGUGAACCGCAAUUCCCCGCCCCAGGACAAGAGGAUCAGACGGUUCAUGCGGUCACGAGGACGACUCUCCGACGCGGGCGGUCACCAUGCCCAUAUCUCCGCCCUUGCAUACAUCACCGACAGUUUUUUCAUUGGCACUGUGUCACGGGUCCACGAUGUCCCCCGGUUUUCCUCUCCGGCCGAACUCGAGAAGUUGUUGAAUGCGCUCAAAAACCCCUCGGAUUUAGACGAUGAAGACAUCGCGCGCGCUCUCAAGGAGUUGAAGGAGGAAGAAACUGCUGAUCUGCGCCGCCGCUUGCAGGGAGCCUUGGAUAAAGUGGCCAAGGAAGGGCCCCAGGAGCAUAAGGAGGUUGGGAUGAUGGUCAGUCUUGACCACUCCAUCUACUUUCACAACCCUUGGGCUUUCCGGGCAGACGAGUGGAUGCUCACGGAGAUGGAGAGCCCUUGGGCUGGGGAGGGAAGAGGACUGGUCCUGCAAAAGAUUUGGUCGAAGGAUGGUAUUUUGAUCGCCACAUGCACGCAAGAAGGGGUUGUGCGGCUCAAGCAGGAUGAACCGCCUCGCUCGAAGCUCUAAUUUCUGACUGCUGCAGCCCAGUCCGAGCAGAUAUACCCUUUUUUUCUUAUUUGAUGAUAUCUUCUUAAUUUACAUAGAUGUACAUACGGCCGAGAACGCCCAUUCAGGCCACUUUUACCUUCUUCUCUUCAGGGGGUUCCACUUUGCUACUGUUUCUUCCCGGUACGACAAUCUAUUCAGGCUGAUUGUUAUGGAAUAAAAUCUUUGUUGGUU